Molecule: messenger RNA, 4197 nt
Organism: Tinamus guttatus (white-throated tinamou)
Lineage: Eukaryota; Metazoa; Chordata; Aves; Tinamiformes; Tinamidae
Source: RefSeq, a predicted model, not a curated record
AUGCGGUUCUGUGGAAGUUUUCUUUUUUCUUUUUUUUUUUCUUUUUCCUUUCUAGAGUCAUUUUGCAUGAGAAAUGAUUCCAGGUGCCUGUCAAAUUCUUGCCAAAAGAACUCCACGUGCGCUGCUGGUGACAAGGACGAUACCUGUCCUUGCGCAGACACGUCAGUUGACACAGUAGAGGAACUCUGCAAUAAAACCUAUGACCCUUGCUCCUCAAACCCCUGCCUUCAAAACGCUACCUGUGUAAGCUCUGCUGGAAACCUCACUUUUACCUGCGAGUGCCCCGCUGGGUAUAAAGGCAGCACCUGUGAAACAGCCGUCAGCGCGUGCGACACGAACCCUUGUGAACAUGGGGGCACCUGCCAGAACGGGCUGGCCGGCCCUACCUGCCUUUGCCACCAAGGCUACACAGGGACGCUCUGCGAAACAGAUUUUGACGAGUGCAUUUCCGAGCCGUGCCACAACGGAGCCCUGUGCAGGGACGGCCUUGGCGAAUACUCCUGCUACUGUGUCCCAGGCUACCAAGGCAAGCACUGUGACCUGGAGGUGAAUGAAUGUGUGUCAGACCCGUGCCUGAACGGGGCAACGUGCCUGAACCACGUGGGAAGGUAUGACUGCAUCUGUCCGCUUGAGUAUACAGGUACAAACUGUGAGCUGGACAUAGAUGAGUGUUUAUCACAGCCUUGCCUGAACGGGGCAACCUGCCACGACUCCUUGGGGCGCUUCACGUGCUCUUGUGCGCUCGGCUUCCUUGGCGAGCUCUGCGAAACCAACGUCGACGAGUGCGCCAGCCAGCCCUGCCUCCACGGAGGAUGGUGCACGGACGGUGUCAAUGGGUACAGUUGCAACUGUACAAGUACGGGAUUUACAGGCCUACACUGUGAGACCUUAAUUCCCUUAUGUUGGUCACAACCAUGCUACAAUAAUGCUACGUGUGAGGACAGCAUUGACAGUUAUACGUGUCACUGUUGGCCAGGAUACACAGGCCCGCAGUGCGAGGACGACGUAAGCGAGUGCAGCAGCGCCCCUGCCUUGUGGGGCGAGUGCGUGGAGCUGUCCUGGGCCCACCGCUACGGCCGCGUCCCGGGGCUGCCGGCCGAGUUCCGCCACCGCAGCGCGGAGGGCUACGUCUGCUCCUGCACACCGGGCUUCGCAGGUGUUCACUGUGACGAAGACAUCAAUGAAUGUUACAUGAACCCUUGCCAGAAUGGUGGAAUCUGUGAAAAUUUUCCUGGGAAUUAUACCUGUCAUUGCCCAUCUACGGACAGAGAAGGGAUUUACUAUGGUGGCUGGAACUGUACAGAAGUUCUCUAUGGCUGUACUGAUCAGCAUUGCGAAAACAACGGAAUAUGUAUCCCACAUUUAAAAAAUGGCCAACACGGGUUCAGCUGCAUAUGCUCACCUGGAUAUACUGGCAUACACUGUGAAACCAUAACCACAUUUUCUUUUGAUGGAAACAGCUUCCUUUGGCUGAAGAAUCCCACGUCCCAUAAAGAGGAAUCUUUCUACAGAAUAAACCUGGGUUUUCAGACUGUGCAACCUGAAGCAUUUCUAUUUUACCGAGGGGAGAAAGAUACAUUUGUGAAGCUGGAGUUAUGGAAUGGCUACUUACACUUAUCCAUUCAAGUCAAUAACCAGCCACAGGCUCUUUUGCGUAUUGCUCAUAAUGUCAGUGAUGGAGAAUGGCACUCAGUGGAGGUAACCUUGGCAAGAGCUGUUACUCUAAAUUUACACGACAGCUCUUGUGUAGAAUCAUGUGUCAAUAAAACUUCUGCUGUGAUAGAUAAUGAUCACGUGAUGCUUGCAUUUCAGAGCACAUUUUUGGGCGGCUUACCUGUGGGGAACAUUAGCAGCAACUCUCUACUUAACAUCUAUAAUAUGCAUUCUGCCCCUUCAUUUGUAGGCUGUCUUCAGGACAUUGAAAUAGAUUUGAAUAUUAUUACUCCAGAGAAUGUCUCACCUGAAUCAUCUUUAAAUGUCAAGACAGGAUGUACUAGAAAGGAUUGGUGUGAAAACCAUCCUUGUCAGAAUAGGGGACGCUGUAUCAACUUGUGGCUGAGUUAUCACUGUGAUUGCUACCGGCCAUACACAGGGCCAACCUGCUCCACAGAGUAUAUUCCAGGACGGUUUGGAUCUGAAGACUCCUCAGGAUAUGCUGCAUUUUCUGUUGAUGCCACUCAGAAGGAAAAUGUGAAUAUAUCCAUGUUUGUCCGAACACGCAAAUCUUCUGGCUUAUUACUGGCUUUGAGAAACAGUAGCUGUCUCUACAUAAGAGUCUACUUGGAAGGUGGGAAACUCACAGUGUUAGCUCCAAACUCCAGGAAGUUAUUAGGGAAACACACUGUGAAUGACGGAAACUUUUACUUAAUAUCAUUAAAAAUAGAACCAAAUAAGAUGGAAUUAUUCCAGUCCUCCCAAUACCUAGGCUUUAUUUCGACUCCAGUACUAACCAUCCAAAGUAAAGAUAUUCUUUAUAUUGGAGGCCUACCAGAUAUUGGAGAAUCUGAUACAAAUUUCAAGGGCUGUAUCCAAGAUGUAAGACUGAAUAACCAACCUCUGGAAUUCUUCCCUGUCGCCCAUCCACUGGAUUCUCUUAUGAACCGAACUCUGAUCAAUGUCACCGAAGGCUGUGCUGGUGAUAACCUCUGUAAGUCCAACCCUUGCCACAAUGGUGGCAUAUGCUAUUCCAUCUGGGAUGACUUCACCUGCACAUGCCCCCCUAACACGGCAGGGAAGGCGUGCGAGGAAGUUAAGUGGUGUGAGCUCGGGCCCUGUCCUCACGAAGCACAAUGCCAGCCGGUGCGCCAUGGAUUUGAAUGUCUUGCUAAUGCAGUGUUUAGUGGCCGAAGCAGUGCUAUAUUUUACAGAAGCAAUGGAAAAAUCAGCAGAGAUCUCACGAGUAUCGUGUUUGGCUUUCGAACUAGGGAUACUGACGUGAUACUGCUGUACGCGGAGAAGGAGCCCGAGUCUGUCACCGUUAGCAUUCAGAACUCCAAGUUACUCUUCCAAUUGCAAAGCGGCAACAGCUUUUAUAAGUUGACCCUUGCUAGCUCACAAGGUGUGAGUGAUGGGAAGUGGCACCAAGUGACAGUCUCUAUGGCAGAACCCCAGUCCCAGGCCUCUCGAUGGCACAUGGAUAUAGAUAAUAAGAGAGACACUGCAACCAGUACAACUGCCACUGGAAACCUCAACUUUUUAAGAGAAGAAAUAGACAUUUAUGUGGCGGACAAGGCUUUUGACAAUCUGGACGGCCUGCGAGGAUGUAUGAGCACCAUAGAAAUCAGUGGCAUUUAUCUCUCAUACUUGGAAAAUGCUGAUGUCCACACUAAAAAGCCUCAAGAGGAACAAUUUCUCAAAAUAUCUGCAAACCCUGCUGUUACUGGCUGCUUGCAGUUGGAUGCCUGCAGCUCAGGGCCCUGUAUGCAUGACGGCAUAUGUGAAGACUUGUAUACUUCCUACCGUUGCAUAUGUCCCCAAGGAUGGACUGGCAUGCACUGUGAAACCAACAUUGAUGAGUGCUUUUCAAACCCCUGUGUUCAUGGGAACUGCACUGACAGGAUCACCUCCUACGAGUGCAGCUGUGAACCUGGUUACACAGGGGUAAACUGCGAAGAGGACAUAGACAACUGCCAUGGCCACCAGUGUGCAAAUGGGGCCACUUGCAUAGAUGGGAUUAAUGGAUAUUCUUGCCUGUGUGCUGGUAACUUCACUGGAAAACAUUGCAGAUACAGAAGAUUACCAUACACAGUUUGUGGGAACGAAGAGCGAAAUCUGACGUGUUACAAUUUCGGCAACUGCACCGAUCUCGGCGGGGAGUUGAGAUGCGUGUGCCUGCCCGGAUUCACCGGAGAACGGUGUGAAAAGGACAUUGAUGAAUGCAGCUCCGACCCAUGUCUGAAUGGGGGCCUCUGCCAGAAUCUACUCAACAGAUUCCACUGCCUCUGCGAUGUAAACUAUGCUGGAGACCGCUGUGAGAUAGAUCUGACAACUGACUUGAUCUCGAACAUAUUCACCUCCAUUGGCUCAGUAACGCUGGCCUUGUUAUUGAUGCUCUUCUUGGCAGUGGUGGUUUCAGUCAUCGCUGCCAAUAAACGGGCAACUCAAGGCACCUACAGCCCCAGCCGGCAGGAGAAGGAGGGAUCCCGCGUGGAGAUGUGGAACAUGGUGCAGCCUCCGCCCAUGGAAAGACUCAUUUAG